AUGGACCGUGUGGGAAAGAUUAUGUUUUAUGAGGACAGAAACUUUCAGGGACGAUAUUACGAGUGCACCAGCGACUGUCCCGAGCUCAACGCACACAUCAGCCGCUGCAACUCUGUCCGUGUGGAGAGCGGCGCCUGGGUCCUGUACGAGAGGCCCAACUACCUGGGCUACCAGUACAUCCUGACCCGGGGCGAGUACUCGGAUUACCAGCGCUGGAUGGGCUACAACGACAGCAUCAGGUCCUGCCGGAUCGUACGCAGCGGUUCUGGUGUGUUCAGGAUUCGUGUCUACGAGCGUCCCGACUUCAACGGUCUGAUGUUGGAGUGCAGUGAAGAUUUGAGCGACCUGCCCGAGAACUUCCACGAGGCUCACUCAGCGCAGGUGCAGGACGGCCCCUGGGUCUUCUACGAGCUCCCCAACUACCGCGGACGUCAGUACCUGCUGGAGAGGGGAGAGUACCGCCGCUUCACCGAGUGGGCGGCCAUGAACCCCAACGUGGGGUCCUUCCGCCGCGUCCACGACUUUUAG
Molecule: messenger RNA, 528 nt
Organism: Plectropomus leopardus (leopard coralgrouper)
Lineage: Eukaryota; Metazoa; Chordata; Actinopteri; Perciformes; Serranidae
Product: gamma-crystallin M2
Biological process (GO): visual perception; lens development in camera-type eye
Molecular function (GO): structural constituent of eye lens
Source: RefSeq, a predicted model, not a curated record